AUGCCGUCUAUGUGGUUAUCAGAUUCCCAGAAAAUUGGGGUGGCCUUCUGUUCAGGUGGCGGGUUCUUCCUGAUCGGCGGUGUCAUGAUGUUUUUUGAUAGAGCUAUGCUCGCGAUGGGAAAUGUGCGUGCCUAG
Messenger RNA from Sclerotinia sclerotiorum 1980 UF-70, 135 nucleotides. RefSeq lists its product with no specific name. Lineage: Eukaryota; Fungi; Ascomycota; Leotiomycetes; Helotiales; Sclerotiniaceae. The record is from RefSeq and is a predicted model, not a curated record. The coding region runs from base 1 to 135 and encodes 44 amino acids. The transcript is spliced from 4 exons.